CCUUUUUCGUUCAAGAUGGCGGUGCCCGUAGAAAAAGUCAAAGUUCUUGUUCUUGGCGAUUCUGGGGUGGGAAAAUCGUCUCUUGUACAUCUAAUAAGUCAGGGAGAAGCCAUGGGCAAUUCUGCUUGGACGAUAGGGUGCAAUGUAGACGUCAAACUGCACGAUUAUCGUGAAGAAGGGACGCCCCACGAGAAGACGUUCUGUGUGGAGCUGUGGGACGUGGGAGGCUCCAUCAACCACAGUCUGAGUCACAGUGUGUUCUUCAACUCCGCCCACGGCCUCAUUCUGGUGCACGACCUGACCAAUCGGAAGUCCCAGGGAAACCUGCGCCGCUGGCUCGGGGAAGUCCUCAACAAGGACGCGGGGAAGAAGAACAACGGGGAGUUUGAUUACGACGAGGAGGUGUUCUCGGAGAACCAGCUCCCUGUGCUGGUGAUCGGGACCAAGAUGGACCGCAUUCCCGACAACAACCUGGAGGAAGUGUUGUCUCGCAGCUCGUCCGUGGCGGGACAGUGUCGCGCAGACUUCAUCAACCUGGACUGUAUGCAGAACAAACACCUGGCGGCAGGAACCACCAACGCCGUCAAACUCAGCAGGUUCUUUGACAAAGUCAUUGAGAAAAGGUACUACACACAGGACCCCCGGGGGCGGCUAGGGUCUCAGGAGAGAAGACGUCCUCCUUCCAUGACAAGGACUUUUAGCCCAACAUUUCUCCAAGAAAAACUGGACUGAAGGAGUCAGACCGGUGUCAAAUAGUUCUUAUACCUGCUCAGAUAGCUGUUACACUGAGUGACAGAACAUCUUUGUCACUUUUAACAUGUGCCAUGAUAUCAACAUAUAUCCAACUACAUUGUACUAUAUAUUGGAUAAUAAUAUCUAGUUUGUAUUGAAAUUGUAGUAAAACUUCUACACGUUACCUGACCUACCUGUUUUUCUUUCAUGUAAAUGAUGUAAGGUCUUACAGAUAGUACUGCUAAUAUGCUCAAGUACGUAGACCACAGCUUGUGAAUUUUAUGGAUGACAUCCUCUGAAGCACAGAAACCAAAUCUAAUGCAAGAGUGCAAAAAAAGAUACCUAAAUAUUCUUCUUAGUGUGGUAGCUAUAGCCUAAUGUCACUUCAACUACCUCACUAGGGACACUUCUACACACAAGUGCACUCAAGGCAUUGCCAGAGUGGAAUGAAAGUUCUUUCUUUUUUUUUUAAUCAGGCACAAACCAAUGUGUGGGUAUCAUCCAUAGGAUUAACUUGCUGUGGCCUAUGAGCCAUUUCAAGACGGACAUGGAUGUCAUUUGUUGGUGUCAAAAUGUAAGGUUGUAUAGUAAUACUUUUCUUCGAUGUCCUUGUAGUUGAAUAAAUGGCAAUAUUCUUCCCUAUGCUGGUUCAAAGAGUUUGUUUGACCAACCUAAGCAAGCACUACAACUGUACCUUUUUUCCUCUCAACAUCACAUGGCACCUCAGGAAUCAAAACAUGCAAUGGAAACCAGCAGAACUGGUAUUGGUCGUU
This is a messenger RNA of Branchiostoma belcheri (Belcher's lancelet), 1505 nucleotides long. Its product is annotated as rab-like protein 3. Gene Ontology annotation, biological process: intracellular protein transport. Gene Ontology annotation, cellular component: endomembrane system. Gene Ontology annotation, molecular function: GTPase activity. The transcript has 3 exons. The coding region runs from base 16 to 732 and encodes 238 amino acids. The record is from RefSeq and is a predicted model, not a curated record. Lineage: Eukaryota; Metazoa; Chordata; Leptocardii; Amphioxiformes; Branchiostomatidae.